This is a messenger RNA of Engraulis encrasicolus (European anchovy), 4773 nucleotides long. RefSeq names its product signal transducing adaptor molecule (SH3 domain and ITAM motif) 2 (gene stam2). The transcript is spliced from 15 exons. Gene Ontology annotation, molecular function: phosphatidylinositol binding; ubiquitin binding. Lineage: Eukaryota; Metazoa; Chordata; Actinopteri; Clupeiformes; Engraulidae. Bases 101 to 1705 code for a protein of 534 amino acids. Gene Ontology annotation, cellular component: endocytic vesicle. The record is from RefSeq and is a predicted model, not a curated record. Gene Ontology annotation, biological process: signal transduction.
CUGGUGAAAGUGGAGUUUAAUGGAUGAGGAAGGGAUAUUUCUCAAUCCGCACAUUAGUUAACUUUGCCAAGUAGUAGUGUCCCUUAACCGAAAAACGAUAAUGCCUUUAUUUGCGCAAAAUCCAUUCGACCAGGAUGUGGAGAAGGCGACGAACGAAACCAACACCGUCGAAGACUGGGGUCUCAUUAUGGACAUCUGCGACCGCAUUGGGACGACACCCAACGGUGCUAAGGACUGUCUCAGGGCGAUCAUGAAGCGGGUCAAUCAUAAAGUCCCACAUGUGGCCAUGCAAGCUCUAACUUUGCUGGGCGCAUGUGUGUCAAACAGCGGCAGAAUUUUCCACCUGGAAAUCUGCUCCCGAGAUUUCGCCAGCGAAGUGCGCAGCGUCUUGGCAAGGGCCCACCCCAAGGUCAGCGAGAAGCUGAAGGCUCUCAUGGUGGAGUGGAACGAUGACUUCCAGAAAGAUCCGCAGCUCAGUCUAGUCGGCGCCACCAUCAAAUCCCUGAAGGAGGAGGGCGUCACCUUCCCCUCAGGGAACUCUCAGAGUUCUAGUGCGAAGCCCAGCAGUACCCCCGCUCCCACCAGAGCUGCAGAUGAUGAUGACCUGGCUAAGGCCAUUGAGCUGUCACUGCAGGAGCAGAAGCAGCAGGUGGAGACGCGGCCCCUCACCUUCACCGCUGACCCCCCCUACAACGUCAACGGGGGCAAGGAGUCCCGCAAGGUGCGCGCCCUCUACGACUUUGAGGCGGCGGAGGACAACGAGCUGACCUUCAAGACCGGGGAGCUCAUCAUCAUCCUGGACGACAGUGAUCCAAACUGGUGGAAGGGGGAGAACCACAGAGGAGUCGGUCUGUUCCCCUCCAACUUCGUCACAACCAACCUCAACGCUGACCCUGAACCAGUGGCGUAUGUGGAGAGUGCGGCGGCAGCAGCUGAGGAGCCCAGUGUGGAGAUCAGAGCAGAGCCAGAGCCCGUCUUUAUAGACGAGGAGAAGAUGGACAAAACCCUUCACCUCCUCAACAGCACAGACCCAGCUAGCAUGGACCCAGACAGCCCCGAACUGGUCACAUUGGAAGGUGCCUGCGAACAGAUGAACCCCCUGAUUGACGAGAAACUGCAGGAGAUUGACAGGAAGCAUUCUGAGCUGUCUGAGCUGAACGUGAAGGUGCUGGAGGCCUUAGAGCUCUACAACCAGCUGAUGAACGAGGUGCCCAUCUACUCGCCUUACAGCAAGAUGCAGACACACUACCAGCCAUCCAUGCCCAUGCAGGGCUACCCAGGCCAGUUACCACCAGGUGGCUACAUGCCCGCUUCCCUCCCCCAGGGCCACCACCCCACAACAUCAGCAGCAGCAGUGGGACCAGCAGGUGUACCAGUAGCGGCUCAGGGCUACAGCAUGGCUCCCCCUGCCCCUCAAGACCAGCCCGCCUCCCUCUGCUCCAUGCCGGCCCCCGUCAGCGCCCCCGCCACCAGCCAGCCUGGCCCCCAGCCCCACUACAUCAGCAGUCACAUGAGCGGUCCCUACAUGAACCCGGGUCCCGGAGGCCCCUCCCCUUACCCGGCACAGGUGGGCAUGGCCAUGGACAUGUCAGCCUAUCAGAACGCUAGCCACGGCAUGCCUGGCCCCUCCUACCCGGUGGCUGGGCCGGCCCACCCCAGUGCCCAGCCUCAGCCUGCAGCCUUCUACCAGCAGCCUCUGCUCUAAGGCAGCAGCGCAACAUUAUCACCUCAGACGCCUCACCUCACCCCUCAGACUGCGUCUCCAUGUCCUUGUCCAUGUCCAGUCCAACAGACCAUCAACCAACAAACCAACCAGCCCCACCACGCCUCUGUUAGUUUGGCUGAAUGAGUACUGUAGUCUCCUCUGGUCUCUCUCUCUCUCUCUCUCUCUCUCUCUCUCUCUCUCUCUCUCUCUCUCUCUCUCUCUCUCUCUCUCUCUCUCUCUCUCUCUCGACAUGGGUCUCUGCUUUCCCCCUCCACCUUCCCAAGCUCCAUCCGAUCACGGUGGCCAUGACAACGAAAGCGCUCUCAAGACGACGACGAAACGUGGGAAUGGACUCUUGAAGGACGAUGGUUUGAUGAAGGCACAGCUAUCAGUGUGAUCAUGUCCUGACACAAGGGUUUUUUUGUUUUUUUUUGUUUUUUUGUGUGUGUUACCAAAUCACUUGGUUGCUGAAGCAACCGAAAUGCGUUCCGAUACAAAAUCUUUGUAGUUAGAGAAUGUUCCAUUCUACUGUAUGUGUGGCCAUACAUCAUAGGAGAACCAGUAGCAUUGGACGCUUUUUCCACCACAGGAACUCUGGGCCAUUUUAAUUGUAGGGUUGGUAUUGCUGCACAGUCAUCACAGUCCCUGUCUCCUAAUAAGCAUGUCUUUCAUGGACUUGAGGUAUACUGCUGAGUGCUGCACCGUAGGUAGGCAUACCCUACUAAGACAUACUCACAAGUAAUGGUAGAUGGGUAAACGCCACAAUUUGACAAUAACAACCAUCAUUUUUGUAAUCAGUUUCAGAUAAACUAUUCAAGGCAGCGGAGACAAUAACAGCAGGUUGUUCGGUAGCAUGAGGGAGGCACAGUCAGGUCCCCCUGCUGCACAGUGGAAACAAAGUCGGAAAGGAGGCGUCUAGGGGGUUAUCAUCCUGGUAAACAACCUGGUUCACCAGGGAGAUUAUUAGCCAGAGUUCCUGCAGUGGAAACAACACCUAUUUUCAGCCAGUUGUGCUCCCCACCAGCACCAUCAAUAGCACCAUCAUCAAUUUCUGGUCGUUCCUCACAAGACACUAGCUGGGGUCCAAAGGGGGUUUCUGGGAUACCGUGGGACUAGUCUGACUAGAGGCUGCAAUCACACGACAACGGAUUGACGUCAUCUGCUGGAAGGUUAGCUGUGACGCUUCCUCAGUUUGAAGGAAGCUAAACAGCGCUGAAUGUUGUGGUGUUUUUCACGCAGAUGACUGACCUCUUUGUUUUAUUGUAAUUAUUAUUAUUAUUAUUAUAUGAGAGAUUAUGAAAAAGUUUAUUUAAAUGUCACUUCUCCGUACAGUUAUGUCUCUGAAAUGAAUGUCACAUUUUUGUUUUCUCUCCCGUUUGCUGUAAUAUAGAUGAUGCUCUUACUACUUUUGUGCAGGUUUAUGUUUUAUGUAGUUUUAUUUGGAAUUCACACGCUUUUAAUCUUUUUUUUUAUUUCUAUUUCAGCAAGCUUAAAUGUGAACCAUUACCAAAAUGCUUUUCUGCUUAUUGUUCGUUUCUUUUUUUGUCUUUCUUUUUCAUUUCUCUGUUGACUACAAGUGGCAAGUUUCUCCACCAAAGUGUACUUUUUCUUUUUUCUUUUUUCCCUGUCAGUUGAAAGGUGAACAUGUUUGACCUCCUGACUGAAAUGUACGCCGUACAUAUUACAAACCCCCCUCCCUUUGUCCUCUGAGGUUCAUUUUCUAAUCAGUCACACCGACGGACAUGACAGACUCGGCCCCUUUAAUCCGCUUUUAGCUGGCGCUGGUGUUUCUAUCAUGGGGGAGUGGGACUUGCUCAGGGUGUGAGGGCGGGAGCUUGGUAGGGGGUCCGACUGCGGAAGAGAGGAGACCGUCACCCGACGGACACUCAGCCACAAUCUACAGAUUCACAAUCCAGUGUGCCAGCACACUUGGCAUCGAGCGAGGGUUCCAGAAGCAAUUCAUGCCUAUGAUUUUUUUUUUUCUUAGGCUUAGUUGUCAAGUAUGUAGGCAAAGACUUCAGAGACUUAUCAAUGUGGAUGUGUGUUUGUUUGUGUGAUUGUAUGUGGGUGGUUGUUGUUGUGUGCUUAUGUGUUCUUUUCAUGACAAGUGUGGCUUCGAACGCAGUUCCACACUGAAAAAAUACUCUUGUUUCUCACUGAGAGGACUUCUGGGAGGUUUUUUUGGAAGACAGUUGUGGUCAGUGAGUUUGGCAGGCAUCGCUAAGCUUCUGUGGUGAUGCCCCCUAUGUAUCAUAACUUGUAUUUUAUCUGGGUUGUUCAUUAUUAUCUUUAUUGGAUCGUUUCACCUAUGUAAUAUAUAGUCUUGUAUGUAGAGUUGGAUUUGGGGGGGGAAAAACGUACACUUAGGUCACAUUGCAACACAGCAAUCUAAUCAUGAGGCUGCUGGUGUAGAAACAUGGGAAACAGUAGUUGAUGAAAUCUCAGAUUAAAAUACUGGAUUUUUUUGUACAAAAUCAGUAGUGCAGUUAGUGCACUAUGUCAGGGGUGCUACUUCUCCUACAACUGGGUCACACAGAUUUGUUGAUUGGAUUUUUUUUCUCUCUCUCUCUCCAUGCCUUCAUGGAUAUAUUUUAAGACCCAACACAUUUGGGGAAUGACACAUUUUUUUCCUUCAGUCCAGCUGGAUAAGAUUAUACUAUGAUGAUGAUGAUGACACCGAUGACAAGUAAUGAAGAAACAUCUUUAUUUUCUUAUACUGCCUCUUUGCAAGAUGUAUAAUAGAUGUAAAGAAAAAAAACCUGGGAUUAUCUUUAUUGCACCUUAACUUUAUAAAUAAUGAUUUACCACCGAAUGCCUUGUUUUCACAAUGGAUGGUAUGAGGAGAGGAGGAGACAAUAGUUCAAAGGAAAUUCAGUUGGAAAGCUGCUGUUGAACAAUAACUGUAUUGCAUACCAUGAAUCAAAUGUGUCGCUGGGGGGGUCCUGACCAUUUAACAAGUAAGAUCACUUUUGUAAUAUUCUUCCUCUACUUCCUGCAUUUGUCAUUUUUAAAGUUAGUUUUGUAACACAACUUAACGCUUUCCAAAUAAAAAGAAACAAUGGCAUGUG